This is a messenger RNA of Talaromyces amestolkiae, 957 nucleotides long. RefSeq lists its product as uncharacterized. Gene Ontology annotation, molecular function: shikimate 3-dehydrogenase (NADP+) activity. Gene Ontology annotation, biological process: chorismate biosynthetic process; shikimate metabolic process. The coding region runs from base 1 to 957 and encodes 318 amino acids. The record is from RefSeq and is a predicted model, not a curated record. The transcript has a single exon. Lineage: Eukaryota; Fungi; Ascomycota; Eurotiomycetes; Eurotiales; Trichocomaceae.
AUGCAAGACCAGAGAAUCAUCUAUUUUCUCGGCUCAAACAUCAGCCACGCCAUCUCCAACUACAUCCACAACGACGCCGCCUCCUCUAUUGGAUACACCAACUGGCGUCUAGAAGCAGUCGACACCACCGACUUGGAAGAUUUCUCGAAACGCAAGCUGACGAGCCCAGAAUUCGCCGGCGCGGUGAUUACCAUGCCCCAUAAAUUAGGUAUUAUUCCGUAUUUGGAUGAGGUUGAUGAGAUUGUGGAGUUGGUCGGGGCUUGUAAUAACAUCUAUCCGUCUUGUGCACCUGGUUCAGCGAAGAGAAGGUUGAUUGGGACGAAUACGGAUUGGGUGGGAGUCAGGGACUGUCUUUUACGGCUUGAUGAUGAGUUUGUGGCAAGCAAUAGCAACGUAACCCACGACGAGAAAAAGACGGGAUUCAUUGUGGGUGCUGGCGGUGCAUGUCGAGCUGCCAUCUACGCUCUAACGAGACAUUUGAGCGUCACAAGGAUAUACAUCAUCAACCGGGACGCCGAUGAAGUUCGGAACCUGCAAACCGAUAUAUCUGCCCGAUACCAUGGGACUACUACUACCAUACCGGAAAUCAUUCAUCUACAAACACCGGAGCAAGCACGCAGCCUCGGGGACAAGCCAUACUACGGCGUCGGCACAGUACCGGAUUACGCACCCGCAACAGACGCAGAGACCACGGCGCGCGACACACUGCGCGCUCUACUCGAUCGAAGUGUCGACAAAAAGAGAGGCGUGUUUCUGGAUAUGUGCUACAACCCGCGCGAGACGAGUAGUCUGCGUGCAGCUAGAGAGUGUGGGUGGGUGACGGGGGAAGGGGUGGAUGUCGUUAGUCUUCAGUUGAAGGAGCAGUGGAGGCUUUGGGCGGGGGAGGAGGCUAGUGCCAUGAUUUCAUCAGAGUUGAUGGUGAGACGAGCGCGUGAAAUUGCAGAUGGUCAUGUUUAA